This is a messenger RNA of Lingula anatina, 6331 nucleotides long. Its product is annotated as integrin alpha-PS1. NCBI's taxonomy places the organism in Eukaryota, Metazoa, Brachiopoda, Lingulata, Lingulida, Lingulidae. Gene Ontology annotation, molecular function: integrin binding. The record is from RefSeq and is a predicted model, not a curated record. Gene Ontology annotation, biological process: cell adhesion mediated by integrin; integrin-mediated signaling pathway; cell-cell adhesion. Gene Ontology annotation, cellular component: integrin complex; external side of plasma membrane.
CGAGAUUACAAGCACCGACUAUGGCCGCGUACACACAACUUUUGUAUAUACUUUUAAAGAUAAUUUGCUUCUCACCAGGACUCUACGCAUUUAAUCUCUUUACAAAGCUACCAAUAGUGAAAAAUGGACCUGUGGAUUCAUAUUUUGGAUUUUCUGUCGAACAGCAUCAGAUGAAUAAUAGCGGGGAUGUCACUCGACUGGACGAGAAUCUAAUAUUGGUGGGAGCACCUAGAGCAGACUCAGUAUUUGCAGAUUUCUCAAGUAUACAGCGGCCAGGUGCUAUCUAUAGAUGUCCACUUUCUACACAGACAGGAGACUGCCAGCAGCUAAAUAUAGAUCAAACUCCUACCAGUGAAGAAGAUAAAGAUGACCAGUGGCUAGGAGUAACGCUAAGUAGUCAGGGCCCAGGCGGAGCUGUGGCUACAUGCGCUCACAGGUUAAAAAAGAGCCAGUUUAAAUGGGGUUUUGGAAUGUGUGUUAUACUAACCAAGGAACUGAACUUCCAAAAGCGUAUGGAACCAUGUGAAAAUAAACCAGUGGAGAAUGGACAUUUAGAAUAUGGCUACUGCCAGGCUGGUAGCAGUUUAGAUUUAGCCCCAAAUGGAGACUUGCUCCUUGGUUUACCUGGAAUUGGAAAUUGGAGAGGUUCACUUUUGAAGAGCACAGUUUUAAGAGGUCUGAACAUAGAUAAGAAGACAUAUUCAAGUCUUGCUCUCGAGCCCAAGCCUACUGAUACUGCCGUACCUCCUGUGGGUAUUAAUUCUUAUUUAGGUCUCUCUACAACCUAUGGUAAGCUGAUCAAUGGUCAGGACACAUUUGUGGCAGGUGCCCCGCGCAGCCAGAACUCAGGCCAGGUGGUCCUGUUCCGUAAACCUGUGUCUGGAAGUAUUCUGGAGUGGGAGCCAGAGUACAUUCUGACAGGGGAAGGGUUCGGCUCAAUGUAUGGAUAUGCCGUGGCUGUCAUUGAUCUGAAUAACGAUAAGUUAGACGAUCUAGUGGUUGGUGCACCAUAUUACGUAGAUAAAGAUCAGCGUCAAGAGAAGCGUGCAGGUGGAGCCAUCUAUGUUUAUUUAAAUGGCCCUGGGGGAAUUACAGACAGGACAGUACCAAAGACAAUUUUAGGUCGCAAGAUGACAGAGGCCGAUUGCGCCAAGCUGACUUGUGAGCAUGCUCAGUUUGGACUGUCACUAGCAAACAUGGGGGACAUUGACAAUGAUGGAUAUGACGAUCUGGCUGUUGGAGCCCCAUUUGAAGGAGAUGGAGCAGUGUACAUCUACCAUGGCUCACAGAGUGGGAUCCAGGAAGAAUACUCACAGAGAAUUGAGGCCAGUGACCUUGCCCUUCCUUCUGGCAUGACAGCACCCACGUCCUUCGGCUACUCCCUCUCAGGAGGUCGUGACCUUGACAAUAAUAAAUACAACGAUCUUCUUAUUGGUGCCUUCCAAUCUAACACUGCCAUUUUGCUCAGGGCGCAGCCAAUUUUAAGAAUUUUGGUGAACUGGCAAGACCAGCCGUUUAAGAUCGACCCUGAGAGUUACGAGUGCAGUGAUGGUACAAAGCUCAGCUGCGCCAUCUAUAGGUUUUGUUUCAAAUAUGUAGAGCCAACCAACAGCUUCAGGGACUCCAUCAGGAUGCAGUACACCUUCACGGUGGACUCCGACAGUCAAAUCCCUCGCCUGAAGUUUGCCAAUCUCCCCCAGGAUAACAUGAAGGACAGUGAAGUGACCCGCACCGUGGACCUGGCCGAGGCAGGGAAAGAUGUCUGCCUGUCUGAGAUAGCCUAUGUCAAGAAUGGCACCAAAGAAAUCCUGCGCCCGAUUCCAUUUAUGCUUAAGUGGUCACUACAGGAGAAGACGGUGCCACAACCAACUAUAGGGGGUGCUCUGCCCAGGAUGAACGACUAUCCUAUCAUAGACUCUGACAAAUCAAAGGAAGAAUUUACUGCCACAUUUGUUAAGAAGUGUGGUUCUGACGACCAGUGUCACAGUGACCUCAGGGUUUUUGCCAAAUUUAGAAAACUCCAAACUGAUAAGGAUGGUACAGUUGUUCUGAAGCUGGGAGAGGACAAGGAAGUCUUGCUGGACAUUGAUUUCAGUAACAUGAGGGAGUCAGCGUACCUGGCCACCCUGACCAUUACACACCCGCCCAGCUUUUCUUAUGUCGGGGUAGAGGGCAAGACCCGUGUCUGCACACGUCCCAUUCAAGAUGAGCCGAGGCGGGUGUGUGACAUGGGCAACCCCUAUGCACAGGGAGCCUCAGAACUGCUCACGCUGAAGUUUAGCACAAACAAAGUGACUCCUCAGGAUUCCUUGAUAAUAGACAUACAGGCAAACACCACAAGCUUUGAUGUAGAUGAGGGGAACAACAAGUUUUCUUUGUCUCUCAGACCCAUUAUAGAGACAGAUAUGUUACUGAGAGGAGGGUCUGCCCCAGAGCAGUUGUUCUACAGUGGCAAAGUUGUCGGGGAAAGUGAGAUCAAGUAUGAGGAACAAAUCGGAAAAGAAGUUAACCAUACUUAUGAGAUCAUCAACAAUGGCUCAGGCACAGUAGAGAGAGUAAAUAUCAUAGUCAAGUGGCCAUAUGAGGUGGCUAAUAACUAUGAACAGGGCAAGCACCUGCUGUAUUUAGUUCAUACACCCAUAGUGGAGGGCACUGUUGGCAAGUGUAACAUGAAGCCAGGGCAAGUGAACCCUCUUGGUAUUAAAUCAAACAGAACCACAGGAACCACCGCAAAGCAAGAUGGCGAUGUCAUCAACUACAGCAAGAGGCGCAGGAAGAGAGAGAUGGUUGUACCCGCCAGAACUCAAAAAGACGAGAGCGGGAGGGAGGUCAAGGUCGUCACUAUGGACUGUCAAGCUGGGACUGCUAAGUGCAUCACAUUCAACUGCAGUAUAGGGAAGAUGACAACUGGAGACAGUGCCUUUGUUAGGGUCACAGCUAGACUGUGGAAUAGCACUUUUGUCGAGGACUAUGCCAGUGUUGACUAUGUUGAAAUAUUUUCUUAUGCAAGACUAGAGAUUCCAGCAGAAUUAAAUAUUAUCCAGCUCAAAACAGAAAAUGAUGACACAAAAGUAAAAACCAAAGCAGAACCUCGAUUAGGUCUGGCUCCUAAAUCGGACGUCGCCUGGUGGAUAAUAGUAGUUGCUGUGGCAGCAGGAAUAUUAUUACUGGUUAUACUCAUCUUAGUUUUAUGGAAGCUUGGUUUCUUCAAGAGGCGACGACCAGAGUAUGAAGAUAUGAAUGCCACACAUGCUGUACGCGUUGAAAAGAAGACAAAAUACGAUAAAGUAGCAUCAGACGAUUUCUAACCUGAGAGACAACAACACCUGAAUGGAUAUACUUAACUCACAAUGGAUAUUGAGGAAGGCUGAAAUGUGAAAACAAAUAAAAAUAUGGAUGUGGGAUGUCUUGGCCAAAUAUUGCUCCCUAGAUGGAGCUGUCUAGAGGAGAGCUCUUUAAGAUGUUAGCUAUGAAGAUUGUAAGUGAGGAUUGUUGAAAGUGAAAUGUUUUCUGUCUUAGACAGAAUGGACUGACUGCGUGUUGCCAAAUAUGUGGAAUUACAUGAAAAUUUAAAAGGAGUUGAAGAUGAAAUUUAGGAUGUAAGAUUUAAACAUGAAUCAUUUAUGUCAUAAUAGUCAUUUUGAGUGUGAUAUGGUGUCAUUCUCAUUAAUUAAUUAAUAAAUAACAAUAGCUCACUGUGUGUCUGAUAAAUUAUUAAAAUUGAUAUAAAUGAGAAUGAAAUAUGAGUGCCUCCAUUAUAAAUGUAAAAUUAGAGGUAUUUCAAAUCAGACGAGAAAUCCAAUUUUACAUUUUUGUUUAUAUUCCAAAUGAGGAGAAAAUGUUUCAUUGUGUUUUCAUCAUGAAUAUCAUUGACAUUUUAUAUUCUCCACUAAGGUAGAAUUGUUCAUCUUUAGUUUGAUAUACAUUAUAAUGUGGGAUCGCAUUUUUUCUCAAGAUCUUCACAUAAGCGCUGUAGUUACACCACUGCCUUUUAGGCCCAUUUCACAUUAAGCAGAAUACUAUACUGGACUGGACUACUUUGAGAGAUAGACAAAUUAAUAACCUGGCUGUUAAAUAAACUCAGUUUCCCCACCUCACCCUGCCCUUGGCACAGCCAGUUAAUUAACUAAUUAACAGCAAGAAGUGAACUUUAUGAGAAUUUGCUCACACUCACAUCACCAUCCUCUCAGUGCUGGUGUGACACGUAAGGCAUCAAUUCGCUAUUUGAAUUUGCCAAGGAGAUUUUAACUCUUUUUCACUGUAUAAUUCCAUUUUAAUCCCUUUCAUAGUAGACUUGUCCAGUUAAGUAUACCAGUAGAUACAAAAAGGGGUCUCCAAGCCUUCAGAUACCAGUUCUUCAGUUCACAUACUUACUCCUGUGUUGUUGUUAUUAUAUUUAGGUUGUGACAGCUGUGCACAUAUUAUUAUUAUUAUAAGAAUUGAUAAAAAGAAUAAACUCUAACAUAACUAGUGUUCAUUUCCUCCUUCAGCUAGAAGCUGUCAAAUGUACAUGGUUGUCCGAAGUUUUUGUUUCUUAUGGAAUUGAAUUACAAAGACAGAGAUGAUAGUAGUUCUGAUGAUAGUUUUAGUUUGUGAUAUCUUCAUUGCAAGACAUGAAGCUUGUUGGUCUAUGUAGUGUGUGGUAACAAGCUACAAUUUAAUGUUUUUUUUUUUUUUUUUUUUUUUUAAUGCAAAAGCUUUACUACAUGACAGACAUAUAUGCCAUUGAAGUUGUUAUUAUGCACGGAGAUAAAUAGCAUCUCUACAUACCACCAAAAUACUUCAGGUUUCCUUUCCUGAUCUCAGACUGCCUUUAAAUAGCAUUGAAAUGGUGAUAGAUGACUAUACAUUGCUAGUACAAUUUCUGAUAUUCAUAUUGAGGUGGACAAUUAGUUAGUCUAAACAUUCAACUAAAGUGUCUUAUUGCUGGAAUUUAGUAGGCUAAAUCAAGAUGGUACAAUCUACGUAGAAUUUGUAAAAUGUGAAAAAAUGAAGAUGUGAAGUGAUGUUUUUUAUAAGCUUUGCUGUAGAUAUGUGUAUAAAUAGUAACAUUAGUAGUAAGACUACAGCCUGUAUAUUUGCUACAAUGAUUUUUUGUAAGAUGUAAACUUUGUAAAGUACAAGAUGUAAUAUGUAGAUGAUCAUAUGAUAGUGUAGCUUAUUGCUUGCUAAAUAACACUAAGUUUAUUAUGCUUAAGUUAAAAAAUAAUUAGGCAUGUUUAAGUUAGUUUUUCUUUGAGAUUUUAUGAUGAAUGUGCUGGAAAAAUGUAUAUAUCACAUGAAAAUAUGGAUAAUAUACUAUAAAAUAUUAAUGAGGAGAAUCCUCAUGACUGAUAUAUAAGUAGUUUGACAAGUAUGUAAUAUCAAAAUCUUUGCUUAUUUUAUAGACAGAGUGGACUGAACAUUGUAUGUCAAGGUAUUUGUAACGCUGCUAUAGAACCGAUAAUUUCUUUCUUUUUUUUUUUUUUUUAAGUCAUUAUUAUGGUCUUGUGUAAAGCACUGUGGUAAUAGCUGCAAAUUUAAGAUGAUUGUUCAUGUUUUUUAUUACGAUAUUAGCUAUUUUAUGUGUAAAAGCGACUAAGGUACAAUUGAUAGAUUCAACAUAUUCACCCAACCAAAUUAGACUUAUUUUUAAAAUCAAGACAACAGGGCCACGGAGAGAGCAGUACGGCAGUCGACAGGUACAAAGACGUCCGAGAAUGGCCGCAGUCUUCCUGCAUGCAUACGUGACGUAUUUCCACUUUCUGUGGAAGUCGUAUGUAGGCAGCCUCGUGUUUUAUUACAGAAAACGGGAACCACUGCCAAACACCUGUGGAAUAAUAUUUCUGAAAUUCUGGUGUCAUAAGUAAUAUUUAUUUUAAUUUAUUUUCUUUUUUAUUAUCAGCUUAGAGCCAUAGAGCAGACAUUAUACAUUGGACUAAUACUCUGAAGUAUAGUAGAAAGACCGAACACAUUAGACGAAGUAUUCAACUUCGUGUCCAUGGCAUUUAUCCAUAGAAAUAUUUUGUACACCUUCAUUAUACAUAGAAUGAUCUGAAACCAUGUGUCAAACAUUUCCUAGCUGAUGGUAUGAGGAAUGUAUUUCAUUCUGGUAAUACGUUCUUGAUGGCAUGCAAGCCAUAUGCUAUAGACAUUAGCACUCUGGUAAGGUACCUUCACUCGUGCAAUGCAUUUGAAUUAUUUUAGACAGUCCAGUUUUAUUACUUGAAUAUGUAGCGUAGAGUACGUGACGUUCAUAUCAAUUAUAUGCAUUUGCAGUAUAAGCCAUGCAUUUUUGUAUCAAGCCUAGCGCACGACCAGUGUUUUAUAAUAAAACGAUCAGUAAAAACAC